Molecule: messenger RNA, 1986 nt
Organism: Ochotona princeps (American pika)
Lineage: Eukaryota; Metazoa; Chordata; Mammalia; Lagomorpha; Ochotonidae
Product: polyadenylate-binding protein 1-like
Exons: 1
Coding region: 79-1986 (635 amino acids)
Cellular component (GO): ribonucleoprotein complex; cytosol; nucleus
Molecular function (GO): poly(U) RNA binding; mRNA 3'-UTR binding; poly(A) binding
Source: RefSeq, a predicted model, not a curated record
CCCCAGCUCCCAGUACUCGCUGUUCUCCCCAGAAGGGAAAGCCACGGUCUGUGUGGCCCCCUGGGCAGCGGUGCCAACAUGAACCCCAACACCCGCGGCUAUCCCCUGGCCUCACUGUACGUGGGGGACCUGCACCCCGACGUGACCGAGGCCAUGCUCUACGAGAAGUUCAGCCCUGCAGGACCGAUCCUGUCCAUCAGGGUCUGCCGAGACAGGCUGACCCGUCGCUCCCUAGGUUAUGCGUACGUGAACUUCCAGCAACCUGCGGACGCGGAGCGUGCCCUGGACACCAUGAACUUUGACGUUAUCAAGGGCAAACCGGUGCGCAUCAUGUGGUCUCAGCGCGACCCUUCCCUUAUGCGAAGCGGGGUCGGCAACAUCUUCAUUAAAAAUCUGGACAGAACUAUCGACAACAAAGCCCUGUACGACACGUUUUCUGCUUUUGGGAACAUCCUUUCCUGCAAGGUGGUUUGUGAUGAAAAUGGCUCCAAGGGCUACGGGUUCGUGCACUUUGAGACGCAGGAGGCUGCUGAAAGAGCCAUUGAGAAAGUAAACGGGAUGCUUCUGAAUGACCGCAAGGUGUUUGUCGGACGCUUUAUGUCUCGCAAAGAACGAGAGGCCGAGCUCCGAGCCAGGGCCAAGGAGUUCACCAACCUCUACAUCAAGAAUUUCGGCGAAGACAUGAACGAGGAGUGCCUCAAGGAUCUCUUUGGCCAGUUUGGACAUGCCUUGAGUGUGAAGGUGAUGACAGACGAACGCGGAAGAUCCAAGGGAUUUGGAUUUGUGAGCUUUGAAAGGCACGAGGAUGCCCAGAGAGCCGUGAAUGAGAUGAAUGGAAAGGAGUUCAACGGGAAACUAAUCUACGUCGGUCGAGCCCAGAAAAAGGUGGAGCGCCAGACAGAAUUGAAGCACAAAUUUGAACAGAUGAAGCAACAGCGAAUCACCAGAUACCAGGGUCUCAACCUGUAUGUGAAGAAUCUGGAUGACGGGAUUGAUGACCAACGCCUCCGGAAGGAGUUUGCACCGUUUGGCACCAUCACAAGUGCGAAGGUGAUGAUGGAGGGACGUCGAAGCAGAGGGUUUGGUUUUGUAUGUUUCUCCUCCCCAGAAGAAGCCACGAAAGCAGUCACGGAAAUGAAUGGCAGAAUCGUGGCCACCAAACCCUUGUACGUGGCUUUGGCUCAGCGCAAAGAAGAACGCCAGGCUCACCUCACUAACCAAUAUAUGCAGAGAGCGACAAAUGUGCGACCUGCGCCCAACGCGGUGAUCAGCCCAUACCAGUCGACACCUACUUCGGGUUACUUCAUGGCAACAACUAUACCACAGACUCCGAACCGUACUCCAUACUGUGCUUCCAGCCAAGUGGUUCCACUAAGACCCAGUUCUCGCUGGACCCCCCAGGAUACCAGAUCUUUGCGAAACAUACCCAGUUCUGUCUUCCCAGCUGCUUCCAGACCACCUUUUAAUACCAUGAGACCUGCUUCUUCACAGCUUUCACAAGUCAUCUCCACCCAGCGCGUGGCUAACGUAUCAUCGCAGCCAGUGGGUCCACGUCCUGCCGUGGCUGCUGGAGCAGCCGCUCCUGCUCGCCCAGUCCCACAGUACAAAUACGCUCCAGGAGUUCGCAAUCUACAGCAACACCUCAACGCACAGCCACAGGUGAUCCUGCAACAGCCUGCUGCUGUCCAUGUACAAGUUCAGGAACCUCUAACUGCUACCAUGUUGGCGUCUGCUCCCCCUCAAGAGCAAAAGCAACUAUUGGGUGAACAACUGUUUCCUCUUAUUCAAGUCCUGCACCCUACGCUUGCUGGUAAAAUCACUGGCAUGUUGUUGGAAAUUGAUAACUCAGAACUUCUUCAUAUGCUCGAGUCUCCAGAGUCUCUCCAUUCUAAAAUUGACGAAGCUGUGGCUGUACUCCAUGUCCAUCAAGUUAAAGAAGCUGCCCAGAAAGAAGUGGACAGUGCCACUGGUGUUCCACCUGUUUAG